GUAGGUCUCGGGAGUGAGUAAGACACUCCAAGUCGCUUCCACGUUGUUUACUUUCAGAUCUCGUGUCCACUAUAUUAUCGUCGACUCCGUCUCAGAGCGCCAUUGUUCUGAAUAUUUAGUGCUGUCGGUAGAGGCUGGGACCAGGCACUCGAAUCCGUUGUUGGAAAGAAGCACGAUGAAGGCCACCACCGCCUUUACCGUGAUGGCUAUGACUGUCGCUGCGUCAGCCACGAAUCUCUUCGUCUCCGACUAUAACGGCUACGUCAACACUUACUCGCUUACUGCGCGCGAAGGCAACUAUUCCCUCACAAGCAUCUUCAAUACAACCGAGUGCGCGCCCAAUCCGAGUUGGCUAACAAUUGACACGAACCGUGGCCUCCUCUUCUGCAUGAACGAAGGUCUCAACACAGUCAACGGCUCCCUCAGCUCCUUCACCAUCAACGGAGACGGCAGCUUGACGCAUGUGGAGAACACAACAACCCCUUCGGGCCCAGUCCACGGCGUUAUCUACGGGAACGCAGCAGGCCAGCGUGCUAUCGCACUAGCCCACUACACCGGCUCUGCGGUCACAUCUUGGCUCCUUCAGGGCGGCGGAAGGUUUGCAGAAAACCAGGAGCUCUUCUUCACCCUUCCGCAACCAGGCCAGAAUCCCUCACGGCAAGAUGCGCCGCAUGAGCACGAGACUAUACUUGACCCUACGGGACAGUAUAUCCUUGUUCCCGAUCUGGGAGCCGAUCUUGUCCGUGUCUUCUCGUGGAACCAGACUACGCUGCAAUUGAAGGGUCUUGCACCUCUGCAAGCACCUCCCGGCUCCGGCCCUCGCCACGCGGCGUUCUGGAACCCAUACGGCACGUCAUGCGAGAAUUGCACCACCUACUUCUACCUAGUUUCAGAGCUUGCAAGCACCGUGACAGGAUAUGCGGUCAGAUAUUUGCCGAACGGUGGCGGGCUGAACUUCACGCAAGUCUUUGUGAGCAGCACAUACGGUAUCCUCAACAAACCGCAAGGCAAUGCGCCAGCUGAGAUAGCGGUCACUCCUGACAACCGUUUCCUCGUCAUCUCGAAUAGAAACAACACUUCAUUCGGUCUGCCAGGGCCGAACGGGACUGUUAUCCCUUCCGACUCAUUGUCAACGUUCCGUCUUGUUGAUGACGGCACGCUCGUCUUUGUACAACUUUGGGCUUCAGGCGGGUCAUACCCACGGCAGUUCAGCAUUGACCGUACUGGAAGCCUUGUCGCCGUGGGUAACCAGUACAGCCAGAACAUUGCGAUCCUGGCACGAGAUGUCGCAACCGGUCUUAUUGGCGAGCCAGGUUAGUUUUCGAAAGCGUGCGGUAUGCCAUCAUGCUAAUUGCACUUCGUAGUGGCGCGAGUCACUGUUCCCGGAAACACAACGUGCAUACAAUGUAAGCCAGCCCGUGAUCCUCAUGG
Messenger RNA from Baudoinia panamericana UAMH 10762, 1431 nucleotides. RefSeq lists its product as uncharacterized. The transcript has 4 exons. Bases 176 to 1318 code for a protein of 380 amino acids. The record is from RefSeq and is a predicted model, not a curated record. NCBI's taxonomy places the organism in Eukaryota, Fungi, Ascomycota, Dothideomycetes, Mycosphaerellales, Teratosphaeriaceae. Gene Ontology annotation, molecular function: 6-phosphogluconolactonase activity; protein binding.